Ilyonectria robusta is the source of this 600-nucleotide messenger RNA. RefSeq names its product Glyoxalase/Bleomycin resistance protein/Dihydroxybiphenyl dioxygenase. The record is from RefSeq and is a predicted model, not a curated record. The transcript has a single exon. Bases 1 to 600 code for a protein of 199 amino acids. Lineage: Eukaryota; Fungi; Ascomycota; Sordariomycetes; Hypocreales; Nectriaceae.
AUGUCAGCUACUGCCAUCCCAGAUUUCGAUGCUCCGGGCAAAUCCGUGCUGAGGCCCGCAUCACUGGCUCAUGUGGUGCUACGCACUGCGAACCUGGAAAAGAUGUCCGAGUUUUAUGUCAAUUUCCUGGGCGGAGAUGUGGUUUACAGCAACAACAUGAUUUCAUUCAUCACUUUUGAUGAAGAGCACCAUCGAAUCGCUCUUAUUGGCAUUCCAGAUACGACGCCAAAGAUGCCCCUCUCCUGCGGGUUAGAACACAUCGCUUUCACGUUCUCCAACCUGGCCGAUCUUUUACUUGCCUAUCGCCAGCGUAAAGCUGUGGGCAUAGAUCCUGUGUGGUGCGUGAACCACGGCCCAACGACGAGCAUCUACUACAAGGACACAGACGGAAAUAUGCUGGAAACUCAGGUGGACAACUUUGAUACAGUUGAGGAAGCCACAGCCUUCAUGUCAAGCGAGAAGUUCUCCGAGAAUCCUAUCGGCACGGACUUCGAUGCGGAAGAUCUGAUUGCUGCUCUCCGAAGAGGCGAGGACCAGGGUCUUCUCAAGAAACGCAAGGAGAUCGGGCCGCGAGAGAUGCCAGACCUCAGUGGCAUGUAA